AUGGAAGUUCUCCACAUCUCCAAGCUCCUUGAGAGCAGUGCUGAAGGUCUCCACCAUCUGAAGCCAAAGCUGAGUCUGUUUGGCAAAUGUUGCAGCAUGCUGAUUCAGUUGCUUUGCCUCCACAUCCAACUUUCUUUGAUUCAAGCUUCAACAGGUGACAUCCAAGUGAAUGGAGUUGAUUCAUAUGAAAAAGUGGUGAUAUUAGAUGCCGGUUCACAGUAUGGAAAAGUCAUUGAUAGACGUGUCCGUGAGUUGCAAGUGGAAAGUGAGAUCCUACCUCUUGAUACACCUGCAUACACCAUAAUGGAAAAGGGCUAUAAGGCCAUCCUGAUAUCAGGUGGACCAGGAUCUGUAUAUUCUGAGGAUGCUCCUCAGUAUGAUGGGGAUAUAUUUCGCAUCGGCAUCCCUGUUUUGGGGAUUUGCUAUGGCAUGCACGUGAUGAAUCGUGAAUUUGGAGGAACUGUCACCAAGUCAGAAGUCAGAGAAGAUGGCCAAUAUGAAGUUGAAGUUGACACUCGUUGUGUCCUGUUUCAAAACCUUGAAAAGAAGCAGGAUGUUCUGCUCACUCAUGGCGACAGUGUUGACAAGCUAGCAGAUGGUUUCCGAAUCAUUUCGUCUUCUGCUUCGGCCGUAUCGGGAAUCGCCAACGACAAGUUGCACCUCUAUGGACUUCAAUUCCAUCCUGAGGUUGAUAUGACAGAAAAUGGAGCUAAAAUCAUGAAGAACUUCCUUCUGAGUGUGGCCAAUGUGACUCCAAACUACACAAUUUCCAAUAGAGAACACCAGUGCCUCUCCUAUAUCAAGGAAGCGGUUCAAAAUCGCAAAGUCCUCAUGAUGCUGAGCGGAGGGGUGGAUUCUACGGUGUGUGCGGCUCUUCUCUCCCGUGCCCUCAAGCCGGAGCAGGUGAUGGCCUUGCAUAUAGAUAAUGGUUUCAUGAGGAAGGGGGAAAGUCAGCAGGUUCUGGACUCGCUGACCAGCCUCGGUCUCAAAGUCAAGGUUGUGAAUGCAUCGAAGACCUUUUACGAUGCAACGACAUCUGUUCCACUGGACUUGGAUGAUCCCAAUUCAAGAAGGCGAAUCACUCAAGCUUUAUGCAGAACCUGUGAUCCCGAGGACAAGCGCAAGAUCAUCGGGGACGUCUUUGUCGAGGUCGCCAACGAUGCGAUGGCAGAAUUAAAUCUGAACCCAGAGGAAGUUUACCUGGGCCAGGGGACUCUGAGGCCGGACCUGAUCGAGUCAGCUUCCCACAUAGCCAGUCAUGCAGCCGAUGCAAUUAAAACCCAUCAUAACGAUAGCGAUCUCGUGCGGCAGCUCCGGCUCGCCGGGCGUGUCGUGGAACCUCUCAGGGAUUUUCACAAAGAUGAGGUGAGGCAGAUAGGAGUAACGUUGGGUCUACCAUCGUCCAUCGUCCAGAGGCAUCCGUUCCCGGGACCUGGCCUGGCCAUUCGCGUUCUCUGUGCUCAAGAGCCCUUCAUCGACAAGGGCUUCUCGGAGACGCAGGUCCUCGUUCGCAUCAUCGUCGAUUAUCAUCAGAGUCUCGUGAAGAAGCACGCCCUCCUCAACCGCAUCGACAAUGCCACGUCUCAGGACGAGCGCGAACUUCUCCUCAAGAUCUCUUCCUCUCGGCAGAUGGCAGCUACACUACUUCCCAUCAAGUCUGUUGGAGUCCAGGGAGACCAUCGGACAUACAGUUAUGUUGUGGGAAUCUCGACGAACGGGGAACCAGACUGGGAAGCACUUUCUUUCUUGGCUCGACUGAUUCCCCGAAUUUGUCACAACGUGAAUCGAGUGGCAUACAUCCAUGGUGGCAUGACCAAGGACCCAGUCCAUGAUAUCACCCCAACCUGCCUCACUCACAACGUCCUGGCUAUCCUCCGCCAGGCAGAUCAUGUCGCCCAUCAGAUUCUGGGGAAGUUCAACUGCUAUGAUUCAGUGAGUCAGAUGCCAGUGGUGCUAAUCCCUGUUCACUUCGACCGGGACCCUUUGUAUCGCGUCCCAUCUUGCCAGCGCUCCCUCGUCCUCCGCCCUUUCAUCACCAGGGAUUUCAUGACGGGAAUCGCUGCCAUCCCUGGGAAGCAUCUCCCACUUGAGGUGGUGAAUGCAAUGUGCUCGGAGCUAGCAGGUAUCCAGGGAAUAUCCCGUGUUCUCUAUGACCUCACUUCAAAGCCUCCAGGUACAACAGAAUGGGAAUGAUGACCCAAGAUGGAUGUAUCUUUAUCAUCUGUUCCCUGUUUGCCUCUCUGUUUGACCUUCUCUUUGCAUUUCCUCCCCUUGCCUUUCUUCUCCUCACUCUCCUGUCCUCUUAGCCUUCCCUUUCCAGUAUUUUGUGGUUGGAAUGAAUGAAUGAAAUGAUCUAAUAUGAAA
Darwinula stevensoni is the source of this 2364-nucleotide messenger RNA. NCBI's taxonomy places the organism in Eukaryota, Metazoa, Arthropoda, Ostracoda, Podocopida, Darwinulidae. The record is from the annotation of a GenBank genome assembly.